ACAACUUCAACAAACGACGACAACGGCACCAAAAACCGCUCAGCACGCAUCUACUGCCCAAUCGUGCUAUUGCCUCCAACAUCUCCUGGGCCAUCGGGUUCUGUAUAUUUUCCUCCUUUGCGCCCACGGCUGUCAUUUUUUAUCUCUCUUCGCCCUGGAGCCUCGCCUCAUCCUCGACCCGGCUCCUGGUUGCUCUGUCGCCCAUCUCCGACCGUACCGACGCUGUUCAAUCUUGCCAGUCUUGUUCAGCACUGCGAUUCGACGGUAGCUGCGACUAAAUUAUCGUCGUGAAGACGACUCGAUUACACAUUUUAUUGUAGUAAUCCCUAGGCAUUACACCAGCGUUGCCUUACCCCCCGGUCCAAUCCUCGCUCCAUGCUGUCAGCUUUGCUGCUCUGCGUGACAUCGAUUUGAUAUCUUCGACCAUACAAUAAGGAAGUCUAUUGGUUUCCUAAUCAGGCUUCUCUGAUAUAUACACAAUAUGGUCUCUUGUAAGAGAUGGGGCCUGAUGGCCGCCGUGGCACUUCAAGCCUGGGCCCAAACGUCGGUUCCUGGUGCGAGCGCGCCUGCUCCUCCAGCCUCUAUUAGUCCCUCGGGAUCUGCUCCUGCUCCGGCAUCAUCAGCGCCAGCAUCGACAACUGUACCGCCGUCGAGUUCCGUCCCUGCUGUUGUACCAUCUAACGUCUCAACCGCGCCAUCGACAACACCAACCGAUCCUAGCAGCAAUCCUGGCAGUGGUAACUCGCCGCUACUUUUCUUCGUCGCUCUGGGUUUCGGCGUCGUCUUUACCAAUCUUUGGAUUAUUGUCGGUGUAAAGUACUGCUUCCGAUAUAAUGCUCGUAACCGAGCCCGUCUUGCUGGCGAAGACGGCGAGCCUUUACCUCUCGAGAAUAUGCCUAGACCACGAAGACGACGUGAGAAGAAGCUGAUGAGCAUGGACGAAGUGAACGAAAAGUUCCCCAUGAUGAAGUACAAAACCUGGGUUCUUGAACGCGCCCGUGAAGGCCUUCCCACAUCUGGUGGUGUCUCUGUUCCCAACAGUCGCGCUAACAGUUUGCACAAUGAGGAAGGCAUUGUUGAUCUUGUUGCCGCGAAAGAAACAGCUGAAGCAAAUACCACUACGACUGUAGCCCAGGCUGCGGCCAAGGCGGAUGAGAAGAAGACUGAUGCUACUGACGAGGUUGGCCAGACAUCUGCUUCUCAAGAAUCUAAGGUACACGAAAAUCGAUUUGAUGCCGCCCAUGACGAUGAAGACGAUGAACAUAUUGAUGCAGCCCUCCCACCUGAGAUGCUCGCAACCCCUGGAGAUACCUGCGCCAUCUGCAUCGAUACUCUGGAAGACGACGAUGAUGUCCGCGGCCUUACUUGUGGACAUGCAUUCCACGCUGGCUGUGUCGACCCGUGGUUGACUAGUCGACGAGCCUGCUGCCCUCUUUGCAAGGCUGACUACUACACCCCAAAGCCUCGUCCUGCUGCCGAGACUGUUCCUACCGCGGGCAUGGAGCCUCGAUAUGCUUCGCGGAUGACUCUCGCAAACAGCCCUUGGUUCCGCUCCAAUAGCAGCCGACACCAACUCUCAAAUCCUCUGGCUCGCCAGUCGCGCCGUAGACAGGCUACAGGCGAGACGGCAGAUGAUACUACCGUGGCAGCGCCCGAACCGACUCACCAACGGGGCGGAAUGCUCUCUGGUAUUCGUGGAGUAUUUAGAAGAAAUAGAGCGGCUGAGUCUCAGCAAGAUUCCACAGCUGCUCCUGCUACAGAACAGGUAACGCCUUCACAGCUAGAGGCUGGAACACGCGCUACCGCCACCAAUGCUUAGUUGUAUUUGGAGGAAAUACAAGUUAUCAUAAAUGGUUUGGAACGGCAUAUGGGAUUACUGUUUAUUUAUUUAUUUUGGGAGCGAUGGAGUUUGGACUAUAUUUUUGACAACUGUUACACUAUCCUGCUUGUUCUAUCCUCAACUAUUGCGUAGCUUUGGAGCCUUAUAAAACUACCUGGUUUUGAUGAACCCAUAUUACUGAUAUAACCGCCCAUGUGCUAUAAAUGUACAGACACUUCUUACAAGUACGAGCCUUUCUGGAAUCUACCUCCAAAAUUGGCAGACUUGUUAAUGAGCUCUUGACGCUGGGAUGAGCCAAUCUUGGAACCCAACGCCAUGUCUUUUUCCCUAUCAAAUGCGCGUUUGCUUGGAUCAUCUUCUUCGUCGGUGGCUUUCCCACUGGCCUUGUUUUUAUCUUGAUGUUCUUGAUACAGACUCUGGCCCCGUUGUGAUUCAAUGCUUUUUGCAAUUCGUCGAUUUCUCACUUCUUCGUCUUUACUCUUUUUGGACACGGUCGACCCGCUGGCCUGCUCGCUGGAUCGGCCAAGCACAGAGUCUUGAAGUCUCUUGAGCUUUUCUUCUGGUGUUUCUGUCCAGAUAGCGCUCACACCACCUUCUGAGGGACCGGGCUUCGAUGUGAACUUUCUAGCACGCAUCUUGGUGGUAUCUCGCUCCGAGUAGCCGGACGAAGUGGGUGGUUCCAGCAUCCAUGUAUCGCGGGUUGGCGCUGUCGAGUCGUUGGCUGCCGAUGGGAGAGUAGGGCCAAUUGGUCCUCUGCGUGGCCCGGCGCCGGGAAGCGCAGGUCCGUAAUCGUCAUCAGAGUCAGAAGAGGAGGCUGGGUCUUCAGCAGUCGGUUCAACGGCUGCGACUUGUGGUGCAGGACCAGUAUCUGAGUCCGAAUCGUCUAGAUCUAUUUCGUCUUUAUUUGAUUGGGGUGGUAAGGUUGGGCCCGAAACUGGCUGGCUGGGUCCUACUGUCGCUGUGCCUAUCGGUGCGCUAGGGCCAAAACCAUCGUCUGAAGAAUCGUCGUCAAGAUCGAUCUCGUCCUUGUUCGUGGUGGAUGGAGGCAAUGUCGGUCCGUGGUGUCGCGCCUGCUUGUUCGGCGAUGCUACGGGUGCUGCUUCUGAGGUGUAUUCUUCUAUAUCAGGUGUGUGUUUGCGCUUUGUGGCCUGCGACGGCAUCUGUGGCCCUAUUGAGGACAUGGCGGGCUGAAUGGCUGUGGUGUGUGUGUUGAGCUUUGCAGAGUGAAGUUGCGAAAAGCGGCAUGCGACAAUGUGCAGGGGAAAGCGGGUGGAUCGGCCGCUAACGUCACUUGUCAGUAGUGGGCGGUGCGGCAUGUUGUGGUGUAACGACGAUGCGUUGGAGUUAAAAACUUUUGUAGUAUAAAAUUUUGAAUUAAUUUUUAUAGUUAAAUGAGUAUUUGUACCAUUACUAGCGG
Molecule: messenger RNA, 3257 nt
Organism: [Torrubiella] hemipterigena
Lineage: Eukaryota; Fungi; Ascomycota; Sordariomycetes; Hypocreales; Clavicipitaceae
Source: the annotation of a GenBank genome assembly